GUAUCGGAUUCACAAAGCGUUUCAGUGGGAACCUUCCAACCUACAAUGUUGGGCACAGCGUCGUGAGUAAAAAGUAAUGUCUUGCAAAAGUGAAGGGACGGCGUUGUCCGUCAACUGAACGAAUGGUCUGUAAAUGCUUCCUGCGGCUGCUGCUAGCUCCUCGUAUAUGUCGUUUAACUUGACAGAAGCUCGUUUUGCCACAAGGUGAGUGCAGACUGAGGGAUAAUGGCACAUGUUGGGGCAGUUGUUGCUGCUAUGGCCGGUCUAAUGGCCAUUCUGCUUCAUUCUUCCAUACACAAGAUCGAGGAAGGACAUUUAGCUGUGUAUUACAGAGGAGGAGCUUUGUUGACCUCUCCAAAUGGCCCAGGUUACCAUAUAAUGCUGCCUUUCAUCACUUCUUAUAGAUCAGUGCAGACAACUCUGCAAACAGAUGAAAUAAAAAAUGUGCCUUGUGGAACUAGUGGGGGUGUAAUGAUCUAUUUUGACAGAAUUGAAGUGGUCAACAUGCUCAUUCCAACCUCAGUGGUGGAUAUAGUGAGGAAUUACACUGCAGAUUAUGACAAGACGCUAAUCUUCAAUAAAAUUCACCAUGAGUUAAACCAGUUCUGCAGUGUGCACACACUACAGGAAGUCUACAUUGAGCUGUUCGACAUAAUUGAUGAGAACUUGAAGACUGCACUACAGAAGGACUUGAAUUGUAUGGCCCCUGGUCUCACCAUUCAGGCCGUGAGAGUCACCAAACCUAAAAUUCCAGAGGCAAUCAGAAGAAAUUAUGAGCUCAUGGAAGCAGAGAAGACCAGGCUGCUCAUCACCGUUCAGACACAAAAAGUGGUGGAAAAGGAGGCAGAAACUGAAAGAAAGAAGGCCAUCAUAGAGGCUCAGAAAGUGGCUCAGGUGGCAGAGAUUCAGUUCCAACAAAAAGUGAUGGAGAAGGAAACUGAGAAAAAGAUCUCAGAAAUUGAAGAUGCUGCUUUCCUGGCGAGAGAGAAGGCACGAGCAGAUGCUGAAUAUUACACCGCUGCAAAAUUUGCUGAAGCCAACACGCUCAAGCUCACGCCAGAGUAUCUGCAGCUGAUGAAGUACCAGGCCAUAGCUGCCAACAGCAAGAUCUACUUCGGUCAGGACAUCCCAAACAUGUUUGUAGACAGCAGUGCCUCCCGUCCGGCCGCAGGAGAAUCCGAGCAGCUGGAGUCCUUGAGCAUGAGAGAGAGUCUUAAGAAAGCGUCCAAGCCCAAAGCCUCAGAAGGCCACUGAAGGGCCUGAGAUCUGUCCACCCCCUUCUUCCUCUCUCUCUUUCUCUCUCUCUCUCAUUCUCUGUCUCUUGUUUUGGGGCAGGGGUGCUUGUGAGGCAUGCUGACAUGGAUAUUUUCCCUCUUCUGCUGCAGUGGUGUUGGGUGCUUGGCUCGCUGAGGAGACUGACAUACAGAGCCUUUGGUUUUCCAGCAGUCAUUAGUGGACUAAAUGGUAACGUCCAGCAAUUGUGCUAUUGAUUAUCGCCAGAUUCGAAGCUAAAAUGUUCCUGUUUCACAUCAGCAUGCUUUCUUCCCCCCUUUUUUUGUUGCUCAGCUUUCUCUUCUCUUUUACAGAUCCAUGCUAAUUAUUUGUUAGAUGCAGAUGCGUCUGCGUAAAGUAUGUGAACAUUUGGAGGUUCAUCUUUUGUGUUGUCUUUUGAAACUGGAAUUAUAAGGCAUCACACUAAUUAGAAGGCAGUGAGUGGCUUAAAGGGAUAGUUGACACAAAAGAUGUUUUGAAGAAAGCUGAAAACAUGUAACCAAUAACAUUCCAUAGUAGGAACAACAAAUACUAUGGAAGUCAGUGGCUACCAGUGUCCACCAUUUUUUGGAACUCAAAAAGGUUUUCAACAAGUAAAUGAUGAUUGAGUUUUGCGUGAACUAUCCCUUUAUAUAUCUACAAUAUGAUCAAACUCAUUUUGCAGCCAAACUGUCAUCUUCUUUUUUUCAUAUGUUGUUAAAGGGAUGUUUCACUACACCUCUAAAUAGUCAUCAUUUGUUCAUCCUCAAAGCGGUGAUGCUUUCUUUUGUGGAACAUGAAAAGAUAAACUACAUUUUUCAAUAUCUUUUUUUUUUUUGUCCAUACAGUGCAAACCAACAGUCUCCAAUGUUGAACUUUGCUUGGAUCACUUUGGUUUUAAUUAAAUGGACAAAAAUAAUUAAAAAAUAAUAACUUUGUUUCCAAAAUAAGUUAAAUCCAGUCUGGAAUGAUGUGAGGAUGAGUAAGCAAUGACAAUAUUAAAUGUUGGUGAGUAGUCCUUUUGCAAAAGUGCUCAUGUCCAUCAUCACUAACUUGAUAAGCACUAAAAUCUUAAUUUAGUUGAGCCAAGACUGCAAAGAUCAGCGGCUUUUAUAUGUUAUUAAUUAUAAUUCUGAUUAUUAUAUGUUUGUAAGAAUGAUCUCAUUUUAAAAUCAUCCCUUGCUUGAGUUUUGUUGGUCUUCAAGAUGAAGAUUUUUGACAUCAUUGACGCCUGAAUACUUUUGUUGUGAAUUGGAUUUCAUGUAAUGUCAGAAAUAGUGGGUUGUGGUAUAGUGUUGUGUAGCAUGUUCAUUUGUGGCGGCCCUGUGGAUUUUUCAAGUUGUUGGGUUCAUACUGAACAGGGUUUCAUACAAUUUCAGAUUUCAUUUUCCAGGGCUUUGACAAGCAAUGAGAUUGGAUUGCUUUCGGAUGGUCGUGUAUAUAUAGUGUAGUGACUAACAAAUGCCUUUCUGACUUUAGUUGAACUUGUUUAUUUGGUCAUUACUGGAAUGAGUUUAUUUCAAAGGGAAUUCAGUAACAAUAAGGGCUGCUGUAUUAUUAGGCACUGUCAAACAUUUAGCAUUAUGAUGAGCGGGUGUUUAUACUGAGAAGUGUCACCACUAGGGGAAGCCAGUGAUCUUCAGGAACUACAAGAGUAGGCAACAAACAGUUAAAAAACGUUGUGGUUUAGCUUUUCUUGGAAGUUGUCAAAUCUGUAUAAGUUGCAGUCAUAUGCCAAUAAUAGCAAUGCAUUGCAUCAAAUCAUUUCGAAUAGCGUCUGUCAGUACUAUCUCAGGAAAAGAGACCUGCGUGUUAACUUGAAUGGCCUGUUUUUUUCUUUCUUAGAAAACAAUAUAAACUUGACUGAAAUUUGAGUCGGGUGUCAGUUUGUGUUGAUUGUGUGAAUCUGUCACACGACAUGUUGAUUUUUCAUCAUUUGCAGACUGGUCGAUUAAAGAGAUGAGCACUGAUUUAAUACAGUUAGUCCGAUUGUUGAUGCUACAUCCUGUUGCUUUUGCCAUUUUCCCUUUUAAAGGGAUAGUUCACCCAAAAUUCUGUCAUUUACUUGUGCUCCUAAUUGAGUUUGUUUCUUCUUUUGAAUACACAAAUGAAGAAACACUGAGGAAUGUUGAAAUAAAACAGCCAUUGAAUUCCAUAAUAGUUUUUUUUUUUACUAUGGAUUUCUGUGACUGCUUUCUCCUCUCAACAUUCUUCAGAAUAUCUUGUUUUGUGUUCAACUGAAGAUAGAAAUUCCUAAAGGUUUAGAACCACUUAAAUGUGAGCAAAUGAUGAGGAAACGUCAAUUUUUGGGUGAGCUAUCCCUUAAGUUUGACUUUAUCCAUGGUUUUGCUUUAGAGUGUGAAUAUGACUGUCUUAAAGCGAUGUGUUCCCUGUGGUUGUUAAAUGGAGAGAGGACAGACUUUGACUGCCCUGGAAUAAACCCACUCUGUGAAUGUCACUUUUUUAUGUCAGCGUAAUUUAAGCUCCUAAUUUUAAAACAUUUAUAUGCAAAAUUUAUAAAAUUUUGACAAUGUUCAAUUCUGUGAAAUAAAACCUAUUUUGAUACCAUGAAAA
Molecule: messenger RNA, 3825 nt
Organism: Danio rerio (zebrafish)
Lineage: Eukaryota; Metazoa; Chordata; Actinopteri; Cypriniformes; Danionidae
Source: RefSeq, a predicted model, not a curated record